AUGUCCAAGAAAGUAGUUGUCGAAGAUGGCGAGGCCGACCAAUUCCAAACCAUCGAGGAGCAUGAAUACCCGGGCGGCCUACAUCUGGCAGCUAUCGUCGCUGCUCUUGUUCUUAGCAUCUUCCUCGCAUCCCUAGAUACUACUAUCAUCACCACCGCAAUCCCUUCUAUCACCAACGAAUUCCACAGCCUCGAAGAUGUUGGCUGGUACGGCUCGGCCAUAUUCUUUCCUAUGGCAGCCACACAGUCGGUACGGGGGAAAGCGUACAAGUAUUUUCCCGUGAAGCUCGUCUUCCUUUCAAGCAUCCUCAUCUUCGAGGUAGGCAGUCUAGUUUGCGCACUCGCACCAAACAGCAGUGCUUUUAUCGCCGGGCGGGCCAUCACGGGCACGGGCUGCGCUGGCACCUUUGCGGGAUGCUUCAUCAUCAUUUCUCUAUCUUCGAGACCGCGAAUAAGGCCGGCCAUGACGAGUUCGCUCUCUGCUACCUUUGCCGUCGCCUCGGUAGUAGGACCGUUGAUUGGGGGCGCGUUUACACAGAACGUGACUUGGCGCUGGUGCUUCUACAUCAACUUACCUUGUGGAGGUAUCGCCGCCAUAGCCAUGCUCUUUGCAUUUCGACCUCCAAAAGCUGCAUCGCCAACACCGGCGACUACAAAGGAAAAAUUCCUGCAGAUGGACGUUCCUGGCGCUGUUUUUGAGUUCUUCAUUGCACGCUGUUUCAACCUUGCUCUUUACUGGCUCCCUAUCUAUUUCCAGGCAGUGCGUGGUGUUUCGGCUGUCUCUUCUGGUGUACGGCUCAUCCCGGUUAUCCUAAGCUUGACUAUUACUCAGAUUGCUGUCGGUGGUAUUAUUACCACCACCGGCAUUCACAACCCAUUUCUAAUAUUGGGACCUGCGAUUGCGGCUGUUGGGUCGGGUUUGUUCAUGCUACUUGACGAGCAGUCUAGCGCAGGCCGAUGGAUUGGAUUUCAGAUCAUACUCGGAAUUGGAGUUGGCUUUUGCCUCACCAUUCCGCUUAUGCUAUCGCAAGUCGUGGUGCAGACAAAGGAUGUGUCGACAGCCACACCUAUCAUCAUUUUUUCGCAAUCACUGAGCAGCGCUUUCAUACUUCCCGCAGCGCAAGCAGUCUUUCAAAAAGAGCUUAUGAAGGCGCUCCGCCAGUUCGUCCCUGAUAUCAACCCACUUGUAGUUUUCUCCGCUGGUGCGAAUAGUGAAGCAAUUGCGAGUUUUCCUAGAGCGAGCCAGGGAGGUAUCGUGCAGGGUUACAGCAGCGCAUUGCGGUCUACGUUCGCGAUUGGUAUUCCAUUCGCUGGCGUGGCGCUGUUGGUUAGUUUCUUUAUGCCCUGGUUUAGAUACUAUAAUGCGUCCCAAAAGCCAACCGCCGAAACAGCGUUGACUCAAUUGGAGAAAGUAGACGCAAUGGGAGGUGGAAAUGGUGGAGAGAACAAAAAAGCAGAUGAAUGA
Messenger RNA from Daldinia decipiens, 1464 nucleotides. RefSeq names its product major facilitator superfamily domain-containing protein. The record is from RefSeq and is a predicted model, not a curated record. Gene Ontology annotation, molecular function: transmembrane transporter activity. Gene Ontology annotation, biological process: transmembrane transport. Bases 1 to 1464 code for a protein of 487 amino acids. Lineage: Eukaryota; Fungi; Ascomycota; Sordariomycetes; Xylariales; Hypoxylaceae. The transcript is spliced from 6 exons.